AUGGCACGAACCAAGCAAACCACAAGAAAAUCCACCGGUGGAAAGGCCCCAAGGAAGCAACUCGCCACCAAGGCAGCCCUGAAGAGCACUGAGCUUCUCAUCAGGAAGCUUCCAUUCCAAAGGCUUGUCAGAGAAAUUGCUCAGGAUUUCAAGACUGAUCUUCGUUUCCAGAGCUUUGUUGUUGCCGCUCUUCAGGAGGCUGCUGAGGCGUACUUGGUUGGUCUGUUUGAGGAUACUAACCUUAGUGCGAUUCACGCUAAGAGGGUUACUAUUAUGCUUAAGGGUAUUCAGCUUGCCCGAAGGACUGGUGAGAGGGAUUAA
Molecule: messenger RNA, 321 nt
Organism: Chenopodium quinoa (quinoa)
Lineage: Eukaryota; Viridiplantae; Streptophyta; Magnoliopsida; Caryophyllales; Amaranthaceae
Product: histone H3.3-like
Exons: 2
Coding region: 1-321 (106 amino acids)
Cellular component (GO): nucleosome
Molecular function (GO): protein heterodimerization activity; structural constituent of chromatin; DNA binding
Source: RefSeq, a predicted model, not a curated record